Talaromyces rugulosus is the source of this 3456-nucleotide messenger RNA. RefSeq lists its product as uncharacterized. Gene Ontology annotation, cellular component: fungal-type vacuole membrane. Lineage: Eukaryota; Fungi; Ascomycota; Eurotiomycetes; Eurotiales; Trichocomaceae. The record is from RefSeq and is a predicted model, not a curated record. Gene Ontology annotation, biological process: transmembrane transport. The transcript is spliced from 12 exons. The annotation marks the transcript as partial. Gene Ontology annotation, molecular function: transmembrane transporter activity; oxidoreductase activity.
ACUCUUCGUCCUGAAGUGGAUGAUAUCCCAGGAAAUGGAAGUACUAUCCAGCCUUCAGCCACCUCGACUUCUACACUACACCUUCCAGAUUUUUCUGUUUCAAAUGACAAAAUCAAUAGCAUUCCGGGUGCUAGUACAUCUUCAUCUACCCUAAACUCUAAGACAGACCCUCCAGAGGUCCUGAGUUCUGAUGGAAAGACCGACAGCGUCCCCGACGGCGGCCUUCGAGCUUAUUAUGAGACAACACUUCUCGUUCAGUACUCUGCUAGUGCGGUCUCUUGGAUCCCCUCCUUUGAAAUAUUUUUCACCUUUGUGAUGAGCCCAAUCAUCGGCCAACUUUACGACAGGUUUGGUCCACGGUAUAUCAUUCUAGGUGGCUCAAUUCUACACGUCUUUGGUCUUAUGAUGGCCUCUCUUUCCACCAGUUACUAUCAGUUGCUUCUUUCUCAAGGAGUCUGCAGCGCACUGGGUAUAUGUGCCAUCUUCCAGCCAUGUAUGAGCUGCAUCCCCAUGUGGUUUCAACAAAAAAGAGGCAUAGCAUAUGGUAUUAUCUCAAGCGGAACAAGCCUUGGCGGAGUUAUUUUCCCAAUAAUGGUCAGUCGACUGAUAAAGUCAGUCGGUUAUGCUUGGUCAAUGCGUAUUUCCGCCUUUUUGAUCCUCGCCCUCCUUGCCAUUGUCAAUCUAACAGUGAGGACACGCCUUCCACCAUCACCACAAGCACACCAGAUGAACAGGAAAACACUUGUACAACCACUUAAGGAAACUCCUAUGAUACUUCUUGUCCUAGGGUUUUUCUUUCUGACAUUUGGCGUAUUUGUACCAAUUAAUUACCUAGUUGUCCAAGCCACCAGCGUCGGGAUGAGUAGUAACUUAGCCCAGUACCUGGCCCCUAUAUUAAACGCGGCAAGCCUGUUUGGCCGUUUAUUAGCUGGUACUCUCUCUGAUAGAGCCGGUACGUAUAAUGUCUUGAUGAUCGCAUGCUACCUUGCCGGUAUCUUCUGCCUAGCUAUCUGGAUUCCGGCAGCCAAUACCGCUGCGGUUAUGGCGUUUACCAUCCUCUUCGGAAUCACCUCGGGUGCUUAUAUUGCCCUAGCGGCAGCGCUGGUGGUGCGCAUAUCUCCGAUUAAAGAGAUUGGAUACAGAACAGGUCUUCUGUUCUUCAUUGGAUCCUUCAGUGGACUGACAGCAAGUCCAAUUGCCGGGGCAAUCCUUGAACGCGAGGGUGGUUCAUAUAUAGGCAUGCAAGUUUUCAGUGGGGCUACGCUUUUAUUAGGCACUUUUGAACCUAACAAGCAAAAAGUUGAGAUUAAGGCUAGCGGCAGCAUUGGCAAGAUCAUUCUCGAGACCCUCGUUGGCGCUCCGCAAUUCACCGUCACCGCCCUCACUCGCGCAUCUAGCGAAGCUACCUUCCCAGCUGGCGUGACCGUUCGCAAGUCGGAUUUCUCCGAGUCGGACCUGGUGUCUGCCUUGAAAGGUCAGGAUGCGGUCAUUUCUGUUGUGGGCCCGACUGGCUUCGGGGAGCAGAAGAAAUUCAUUGAUGCUGCUAUCUCCGCUGGAGUAAAGAGAUUCUUGCCAUCCGAAUACUCUGCAAACACUCUCAGUGAAGCUGUGCUGCAGCUCCUUCCCCUCUUUGGACAGAAGAAGGAGACCCUAGAGUAUUUAAAGACGAAGGAGAGCUCGACUUUCUCGUGGAGUGCAAUUUACACUGCUCUGCUGUUCGACUGGGGUCUCGGAAAUGGCUUCCUCGAAUAUGACGUCUCUGGACGCGCAGCCACAAUCUGGGACGAUGGUAACAAGGUCUUCACGUUGACCAAUGCCGAUCAACUCGGACGUGCUGUGAUCUCUGUGCUAGAGAACCCAGAGAAGACAGCUAAUAAGAAUCUCCAUGUUGCGUCGGUUGAGACUUCGCAGAACGCGAUUCUUGCAGCCCUCGAAAAGGCCACUGGUUCCAAAUUCGCUGUAACCAAGACUACGACUGAGAAAGAGCUCGCCGAAGCAGGUGAAUUGCUUGGCAAAGGGGACUUUAGCGGUGCUUUGAAGCUGGUCCGAGCCACAAGCUUUGGUAGCACGGCCGGCAUUCGUGCAAACUAUGCGAAGGAGGAAGAGUUGGCGAAUGACUUGUUGGUCACCUCUGUCAGGAUUGCUACCACCAUGGUGGAUAGGGACAACUUCUUGACGGCCUCCGACGGUUCCUCUAGUCGCUCCUUUGAUCUCUCCCAAGAACCGCAAAACAAGCCAGUUGAGGACGUCGACGCAUUUCCCGAUGGCGGCUUGAAGGAAUGGACUGUUGUCUUCGGUGGUUGGUGCUUGCUCUUUGUGAGCUCAGGCUGGAUCAACUGCAUUGGCGUCUUCCAGACAUACUAUGAGCAGAAUCAACUCAAAGACUACUCUCCAUCGACAAUUUCAUGGAUUCUGUCACUCGAGACCUUUUUGAUGUUUGCCAACGGUGCAGCGGUCGGGAAAUUUUACGACAAUUUCGGCCCUUUCUACGUAAUGCUCUUUGGUUCGACUUUACACGUGUUUGGCGUGAUGAUGAUGUCGCUAUCCUCAGAAUACUACCAGUUCAUUCUGGCACAAGGUAUUUGUAGUCCUCUCGGGGCAAGUUGUUUAUUCUAUGCCGCCCUCAACGCGGCUAGUACAUGGUUCAAGAAACGCCGUGCCUUAGCCCUCGGAAUUGUCGUCAGUGGUUCCAGUGUCGGUGGUGUUAUCCUCCCGAUUUUCCUUCAACGACUUUUUCCAAAGAUAGGGUUCGCCUGGUCAGUUCGAGGGGCCGGUUUUCUCAUGCUCGGUCUCUGUAUCAUUGCUCAAGUGACGGUGAAAUCACGGCUUCCUCCCAAACCUAAACCAUUUGAUUUGAUCGAAUUCACUCGACCAUUAAAAGAGGCGCCUUUCUUGAUGAUUACCUUGGGUGGCUUUUUCUUCUUCUGGGGCAUGUUCGUUCCCUUCAACUACGUCAUAGUCGAAGCGCAGAAAAUCGGAAUGAGUGCUAAGCUCUCCAAUUAUCUCCUCGCCAUGCUCAAUGGAGCCAGUCUGUUUGGAAGAAUCCUUCCUGGGUGGCUGGGAGACAAGUUUGGUCGCUUCAACAUUACCGUUUUUAUGUCCUUUCUGGCCGGCAUUCUCACCGUUGCUCUCUGGCUUCCAGCCAAAGGCAAUGCUCCGAUAAUCGUUUACACGGUCCUUUAUGGCUUCUCCUCCGGCGGUUUUAUCUCACUAGUGCCAGCCGUGAUCGCACAAAUAUCGCCUAUCCAGGAAAUUGGUGUCCGAUCCGGCUCCUACUUUGCGUGGAUUUCGAUAGCGGCCCUUACUGGAAAUCCUAUCGCAGGAGCCAUCACAUCGCGGCAAAAUGGCGCUUUUUCGGGAUUGCAAAUAUUUACUGGUGUCGUUUUACUUAUAGGUGGAACUUUCUUUGUGCUCGGUAGAGUAUUGGUUGCUGGCUUCAAACCCCAGAUUGUUUAA